Messenger RNA from Poecile atricapillus (Black-capped chickadee), 2158 nucleotides. RefSeq names its product UBA domain containing 1 (gene UBAC1). Gene Ontology annotation, molecular function: protein binding. The transcript has 10 exons. Bases 258 to 1499 code for a protein of 413 amino acids. The record is from RefSeq and is a predicted model, not a curated record. NCBI's taxonomy places the organism in Eukaryota, Metazoa, Chordata, Aves, Passeriformes, Paridae.
UUCCGUUUCCGGCCGCGGCGGGAGCGCCGCCGUGUCCCCGGAGGGACGGCGGGGCCCGGGCGGUGACACCGGCGGUGACACCGGGCAGGGCCGGGCCGGGCACAGCCACCGCCGCGCUCCCCGCGCCGCCCGGGCCGGGCCGCCGCUCCCCCGGGCCGGGCGGGGUCACCUUCAUGGGCGGGCGGGAGCGCGCGGCGCUGCCCGGGGCCUGCUGAGGCGGCGGCGGGGGCGGAGCGCCGGGAGCGGGACCGGGGGCGAUGUUCGUGCAGGAGGAGAAGAUCUUUGCGGGGAAGGUGCUGAGGCUCCAUGUGUGCACCAUGGAGGGCGCCGAGUGGCUGGAGGAGGUGCCCGAGGACACCACGGUGGAGAAGCUCAAGGAGCGGUGCCUGAAGCACUGUGUUCCUGGCAGCUUGGAGGAUCCCAAAACUGUGACACAUCAUAAGCUGAUCCAUGCUACUUCUGAGAAGGUGCUGACAGACACAAAAACAGUGUUGGAAGAGAACAUUCAGGACAGAGAUGUGUUGCUGCUGGUCAGGAAGCGUGCGCCGACGCUGCUCCCCAAGAUGGCAGAUGUGGUUGCAGAGGAGAAGAGGAAGCAGGAGCAGAAGGCUCCUGACAAGGAUGCCAUCCUCAAAGCCACUGCCAACCUGCCUGCCCGCAGCGUGGACCGCACCAUGACCCACCACAACAUGAGGGAUUUUCCUUUCUUGCAGUUCCAGACAGAGCUCCGGAAGAUUUUAGUGUCUCUCAUAGAAGUUGCACAGAAAUUGCUAGCACUGAACCCUGAUGCAGUUGAACUAUUUAAGAAGGCAAAUGCCAUGCUGGAUGAGGAUGAGGAGGACAGGGUGGACGAGAUCGCGCUGCGCCAGCUCACCGAGAUGGGCUUCCCAGAGAGCAGAGCUGUCAAAGCCCUCCGGCUGAACCACAUGUCAGUGACCCAGGCCAUGGAGUGGUUGAUAGAACACGCUGAUGACCCUUCUGUGGAUGCUCCUCUGCCAGGUCAGGCUCCUGCAGAAGCCCCAGCUGAAGGUGCAGCCUCCUCUGCUGAGGCAGCUGCAGGUCCCAGCUCGGAGGAGGGCGGGGAAGAGGCCAAGGAUGAGCUGACGGAAAUCUUCAAGAAGAUCCGGAGGAAAAGAGAGUUUCGUCCAGACCCACGGGCUGUCAUUGCCCUGAUGGAGAUGGGAUUUGAUGAAAAGGAAGUGGUGGAUGCACUCAGAGUGAACAACAACCAGCAAAAUGCAGCUUGUGAGUGGCUGCUGGGAGACAGAAAACCUUCUCCUGAGGACUUAGAUAAGGGCAUUGACACCAACAGCCCUCUCUUCCAAGCCAUCUUAGAAAACCCAGUGGUACAAUUAGGGCUCACCAACCCUAAAACUCUACUAGCCUUCGAGGAUAUGCUUGAAAACCCCUUGAACAGCACUCAGUGGAUGAACGAUCCUGAAACGGGGCCGGUGAUGUUACAGAUCUCCCGAAUCUUCCAGACACUGAAUCGCACGUAGAGGGAGCUGCCAGUGCACUGUGCCACUUCCCCCUGCCCCUCACUCCCCCUCCACUUCCACGGGAGGGUGCCUGGAUGGUUGGGAAGGGGUGGAUGGGAGGGAGAGAGGGAGGGAGGGAAGGGGGGAGAUCCCGGCUGGAAGGGGUCUCUCGCACCAGAGCUUUCGUAGUUACGGCCAACAGGAGUGAGUUGCCUUGUGGAUUUAGUGUUAGUGGAAGAGGUUUGAGGAUUUGUUUAUGUUUUCAGGUAUUAGGUUUAAAAUAAAGUAUAUAUAUAAAAAAAAAAUAAAAUAGGAAAAAGGUUUUGUGAAAACACUUAAGAAUCUGAUUGUUGGAAAGAAAUAUUGCUCGUUCAAAAGGCCUGUGACAGUUUUCUGGCCAGUUUUUCUAGGAUCUGGCUGGUGUUUACAAAAGGUCACUGACCACUAGCAUAGGUUAUUAAUCAUCUCCAUACAGUAUUAAUUUAUGGCUCUUAUCAAAUUGAAAAACCGCUUUUUAAAAAAAAAAAUAAAUAAAUUGAUUCUUAGGAAAUGUUUUUUAAAAGCCCAAAUCUUGGGAAAGCAAGCACAUUUCUAUCCAAGCUUGUUUAUCUGGCAUUCUAAUUUAAGCAGAAUCAUUCAGAGAUGGAAUUCUAAUAAAUAGCAUUACUUUUUCCUAUUUA